Octodon degus (degu) is the source of this 2627-nucleotide messenger RNA. RefSeq names its product DEP domain containing 1 (gene Depdc1). The transcript has 12 exons. The coding region runs from base 63 to 2501 and encodes 812 amino acids. The record is from RefSeq and is a predicted model, not a curated record. Gene Ontology annotation, cellular component: transcription repressor complex; nucleus. Lineage: Eukaryota; Metazoa; Chordata; Mammalia; Rodentia; Octodontidae. Gene Ontology annotation, biological process: intracellular signal transduction.
GCCGGGCUUGCGUCCUCGGUGGUCUCUCAGCCGCCAUGGACGCUGCCGCGCGCUGACAGUGCAUGGAGAGUCGCGGAGGGGCUCCCGGGCCCUACCGGGCCACCAAGCUGUGGAAUGAAGUGACCACAUCCUUCCGAGCGGGAAUGCCCCUGAGGAAACACAGGCAACACUUUAAAAAAUAUGGUAACUGCUUCACAGCAGGAGAAGCCGUGGAUUGGCUUUAUGACCUAUUAAGAAAUAAUAGCAAUUUUGGUCCUGAAGUUACAAGGCAACAGACUGUUCAACUACUGAGAAAAUUUCUUAAAAAUCAUGUUAUUGAAGAUAUCAAGGGCAGAUGGGGAUCAGAAAAUCUUGAUGACAAUAAUCAGCUAUUCAGAUUUCCUGCAACUUCUCCACUUAAAACACUUCCACGAAGACAUCCACAAUUGAGAAAAAACAAUAUUGACAGUUUUUCCAAGGAUAAAGAGAAUGUUUUUAAGUUACGAAACUUGUCCGGUCGCACUCCCAAGAAGCAUGUAUUACAUUCCUCUCAGGAAACCACAGAGAAAGUAAAUGAUGAAAUCAGAGAAGAUCAAAAAAACUCAGGAGAUUAUAGAGAAAUAAGCCAGGAGGAUGUUGAAGAAGUUUGGCGAUAUAUCAUUCUGCUCUACCUGCAGACCAUUUUAUGUGUGCCUUCCCUAGAAGAACUCAUAGAUCCAAACCAAGUAAUUCCUCAAUAUGUGAUGUACAACAUGGCCAGCACAAGUAAACGCGGAGUAGUUGUGCUACAGGACAAAUCAGAUGAUCUUCCUCACUGGGUACUAUCUGCUAUGAAGUGCCUAGCAAAUUGGCCUAGAAGUAAUGAUUUGAGUAAUCCGACUUAUGCUGGGUUUGAGCGCGAUGUAUUCAGAACAAUUGCUGACUAUUUUCUCGGUCUCCCUGAGCCUCUACUUACUUAUGAAUAUUAUGAGCUAUUCGUGAACAUUUUGGUCGUGUGUGGCUGCGUCACAGUUUCAGGUAGAGCCAGUGGGAAACGUGAAAUCGGAGAUGAUCCACAGCCUUCAAAGCUCCUUCACCUAACCAGUUUGAAUUCCUUCAAAUCAACUGAAUGUCUUCUUCUCAGUCUGCUUCACAGAGAUAAAAACAAAGAAGAUUCAGAUUCUGCUGAGAUACCGCAGAUAAGUGGACAAGGAUUCCAAGAAGGAUGUGCUAAGAAAAUGCAGCUAGUUAAUUUGAGAAGCAGAAGAAUCAGAGCUAAUGAUGCCAUGGGAGGAAGCUGCCACAGUUUGAUAGGCUUGAGUGGUUUGCACGUUCUGUCUUCUGACGUCAGACCGAGGUGUUCUUCUUUGGAGGGAAUUGUAGAUGCGCCAGGUUACUCCCUUAAGAAGGUGCCCAGUGCCUUCCGUGAUUCUGUUCUGAAUGCAGAACAACAAGAUAGUGAACAAUGUUUAGAGUUGAAGCCCAAACACAGGUCCCUGUUGAAUCUCCAUGCAGAGAGGCGGGCUCCCAAGCCGCUCUGCAGUGGUGGCUCCAAGAGAACUUGUGCUUCUGCUGUGGAAGACCAAGAGGCAUCUUGUCGUGGGGAUUGCAAGCCCAAGCAGCUGUGCAGAUCCCAGAGUCUGCUUUUAAGGAGCAGCUCCAGGCAGAACAGCUGUGUGGCCACACGAGUGGCUGAAGUCGCUGUGAAGCCAGGCUCUGGACAAGGCCGCACCAGUGUGCAGAGCACGAUGGCGGGCGAACGCGGGGAGCCUGGUGUCCCAGUCCAUAGAAGACUGUGCCAGAGCACUGUAGAGCUUUCAGGGGACUCUUUACCUCCACCUUCUGCUGUGUUCCCUGGCACACAAAGUCUGCUGCAGCCUCAUUUGGAGAGAGUUGCCGUCGGUGCGCUGCAGUUGUGUUGUUUGUUACUCCCCCCACCGAACCGUAGGAAGCUUCAACUUUUAAUGCGCAUGAUUUCUCGAAUGAGUGAAAACCCCGAUAUGCCCAGACUUCAUGAUGCGAUGGGUACAAGGGCACUGAUGAUCCACACGUUCUCUCGGUGUGUGCUCUGCUGUGCUGAAGAAGUCGACCUGGAUGAGCUGCUGGCUGCAAGAUUAGUUUCCUUCCUCAUGGAUCAUCAGCAGGAGAUUCUGCAAGUGCCCACUUACUUGCAGGCUGCUGUGGACAAACAACUCGACUACUUAAAAAAGGGCCAUGUGGAGCAUCCUGGGGAUGCGCUCGCUGCUCCUGUGCCAGCAUUCUCUUACUGUCAGCAGAUCAGUGCGCAGGAGUUCGAUGAACAGAAGGUUUCUACCUCUCACGCCGCCAUUGCAGAACUUCUAGAGAACAUCAUCAAGAACAAGAGCUUACCUCGAAAGGAGAAGAGAAGAAAGCUAAGGCAGUUUCAGAAGGAAUAUCCCUUGAUAUAUCAGAAGAGAUUCCCAACCACAGAGAGUGAAGCAGCACUUUUUGGUGACAAACCUACCAUCAAGCAACCAAUGCUCAUUUUAAGGAAACCAAAGUUCGGUAGUCUAAGAUACUAAUUUAAUUAAAAAUUAUUGAAUACCUAUGGAACUUUCAUACAAGAAGCCAUAUCUCAGACUUCAGCUCUAGAAACGAAGUCUAUUAUUAAAUAUUCCCUAAAUAAACGUGCUACGUAAGAGGCACCC